Prorocentrum cordatum is the source of this 1339-nucleotide messenger RNA. Lineage: Eukaryota; Dinophyceae; Prorocentrales; Prorocentraceae. The record is from the annotation of a GenBank genome assembly.
GUGCCAGGGCUGCGAGCGCACGCACGGCGCCGUGAGGUGCGGGCUGCUGCGGGGCAGCGGCCAGGAGGUGGCCGAGGCACUCCGCGGCCACCCCACGCUCAGGGUCCUGAGCCUGUGCCAGGCCGGCGUCGGGGCGGGCGCCGCGGAGGUGCUGGCGGCGGCGCUGGCGGCCGUCCCGGCGGCUGUGGAGGCGCUAUGGCUGAACACGGGCGCCCUGCACGUGGCGGCGCUGCUCAGCGGCGGCGGCUGCGGGUUACGGCACCUCGACCUGGAGCACGGGGGGCUCACCGACGCCGCCGCCGCGCACCUGGCGUCGGCCCUGCGCGGCAGCAGGUCGCUGACGUCGCUGGGCCUUCGCGGCAACCUGCUCACCGGCAGAGGCGUGGACAGCCUGGCUGGCGCGCUGUCGCAGAGCCCAGGCUGCGCGCUGGAGCGGCUGAAUCUGCGAGGCAACAACGUCGGCCCCAUGGGAGCCGACUCGUUGUGGAGCGGGUUUCCCUGCCACAUGCGACUCGUGGAUGUCGACCUGUCAAACAACAUGCUGUCGGAGUGUGCUGGGGCAGCUGGCAGCCCAGGCGGCUUUGGCCAGGUGCUGGAUGCAAGGAGCACGCUCAGGGCGCUAGACCUGCACCAGUGCCAUCUGGGAAGCGGCAGGGGGCUUGCGCAGCUGGCUUCUGCCCUUGCUUGCCACACGGACAGCUGUCUGACGUUCCUGAACCUCGGAAUGAACGGAGUCUCCGACGAGAGCACAGUGGACCUCGCGUCGGCGCUGGAGGGAAACACGGCCUUGUCGACCCUCCUGCUGUAUGACAACAGGGUCAAGGACGCGGGCGCCAGCAGGCUUGCGGGCCUGCUCCGCGGGAACAGGUCCCUGACGCGCCUCGAUCUCAGCGACAACUUCGUGGGCGACCGAGGCCUCGCCGAGCUGUCCACGGCCCUGGAGCGCAACGCCACCCUGCGCUCCCUGGAGCUCGCGGGCAACUGGGCCGAGGGCCGCGAGCCCACGGAGCGCUUGUUGCGCGCGCUGGAAGGGAACCUCACCCUGGAGCGGCUGGCGGUGUCGCCAGCCGACACGGCGCACCGGGGCCGCAUCCGGCGGCUGUGCGACAGGAACCGGCGCCGUGGCCGCCGCCUCGCCCUGUACUACGAGCUGGUCCUGCUGCUGCGGCUCUCGCAGGCGCCGGCGGCCGCGCAGGCGGGCACGCCACUGCGCCGCGGCCGCGCGCAGAUCCGCGAGGGGCCGGCCGCGGGCGCGCUGGCGCUGCUGGGCGGGCUGCUGGCGAGGGACCCCGGCCUGGCGCAGUUGCUGCUGCAAGGCGUGGCCCGCCUGCUCGUGUGA